CAGCACCAUAGUGGUUAUUUGGAAUACAUAAAAAGCUCCACAUACUAUCGCGGAUGACGAAUGUGAUUUAUUACCAAAGCACAAAAGUUCUUUGCCUCAAAGUAAAUAAAGAUACAAAACAUGCACGCACUAAUGCACAGUAGCCCACGAAACCUGGGGCUUGCUACAUAUUUCUGCUUGCUGCGAGUCCGGUCACGUUCCGCCGCUCAUGUAAUGAGUGUAAGGGUGAAGCCAGGCGCACUGAUUGCAUAUGAUACUUUGAACGUAGUAUAUGGUGCUACUUUAUCAGGAAAACAACCUAUCUUGCAUUAUUUUUGCAGCUUAAAAGUUGCUAUUGCUGAGCAACACUGUAUACCACAUUGAAAAUAUACCCAACUCUCUUGUGUGUGCUAUAGAUACAACUGACUUGGGAACAAAAGUGACAGUACAGUAUACGGUAUUAAUAUUU
Messenger RNA from Zychaea mexicana, 448 nucleotides. RefSeq lists its product as uncharacterized. Lineage: Eukaryota; Fungi; Mucoromycota; Mucoromycetes; Mucorales; Lichtheimiaceae. The record is from RefSeq and is a predicted model, not a curated record. The transcript has a single exon. The coding region runs from base 121 to 363 and encodes 80 amino acids.